AUGGCGGUGACAUCUAGCGGCGGGUGGAUGAACUUACGAAGCAUCCUCUGCAGCUCAGUGGGUGAGGGGACCGGUGAUCCAGCCAGUGAGGAGAGCAUGGAUGUAUCUGAAGCUUCCAACAGCAGUGGAACCUUGGCCAACCAGUCACCUCUCUCUGACCACAUUCCCAACAACAUCUACUCCUUUGAGCACAGUGUCCGCGACCCCCUUCGCUUCCCAAUGCAGCAGAACGGACGGUUAGUAGGAGCAGCUGUGGAGGGCAAUGUUCCUCCACCAGCAGGGGGAGGAGCUGCAGCUGAAGCAGCCGGAGGCCAUAGACCUUCACCAUUCAAUCUUUCCCACUUGGAAUUUUCACUUCCAGACACAGAGAUAUAUGAGGCAGAACCAGUGGACUUCCCUAGUUCCCCAACUGCCCUUCGCUCCAUGGUCCACCCCAGUGACGACAGCCUUGGAAUGGGUGUCAGACUGGCAGAGAGGGAGGAGCCCCCUCAAGCCCCUGCCACUCCUACUGAAGAAGACCGGUCCAUGUAUACUGCAGUAGUGUCUCCGCCCACUGGUCAGGUCACCCUCCGUAAAGAACGUCCAUCCAGUCUAGAAGUAAAUCGUAAGAAGCGCCUCACAGUCACAGAGGAACUGCUCACAGUGGCAGUAGAUGAUGAUCAGCAUUCCAUCUCAUCACUCAGUCAGCACAGCGAUGAUGAUGAUGAUGAUGCUCAGAUGCUCUCACAUGAUGAGUUUACAGACAUGUUGACUCCAGAUGAUAUUGACACGCCUGAUGAGCUUGAGGAAUCCAUCAUGGAGCGUCUUGGUCCACAGCCAACCAUAGACCCACUUCCAGAGUACACAAUAACACAGGAAACCUCAGAGGAAAGGUCAUGGCGAUCUGUUGUAAUAUCGGGUAUUGAACGGCGCAUUGACAUGAAGGUCAUUGAACCCUACAAGAAGGUGCUAAGUCAUGGAGGCUAUCUUCCAAGCAGUAAUGAAGCCAUUAUUGUCUUUUCCGCAUGUUUCCUGCCUGACAGGUCACGCAAAGACUAUGACUAUGUAAUGGACAACCUUUUUAUGUAUGUCUUGACAACCUUAGACCAGCUGAUUGCAGAGGACUAUGUAUUGGUUUACCUUCACGGAGCCACAACACGAGGGAAUAUGCCGUCCUUUGCUUGGCUUAAGCGCUGCUAUCAGAUGAUUGACCGACGUCUGCGAAAGAACCUGCAGGGCCUUUACCUGGUCCAUCCGACAUUCUGGGUCAAGACGGUGGUUGUCAUGACAAGGCCUUUUGUCAGUGCCAAGUUCGCAAGGAAACUCAGGUUUGUGAAUAGCCUGAAAGAAUUAUCAAGUCUUAUCCCUAUGGACCAAGUAUGCAUCCCUGACCGAGUGAAACAAUAUGAUGAAAUACGUGAAAGUUUGUUAGAGAAGGCAUGAAGACAUGGAGAGCAUGGAGCUUGGAAGGUCGAGAAGGAUCUUGGCCUUAAUCUUAGACAUAAUGAAGACGUACUGAGUCUCUGUCAAGAUGGAACCAGUGCUGUUACCUGCAUUGAUUUCAUCCUAGAAGAAGCGAAUAUAUGGACAUAGUGUAUAGUACAAUAGAAUUCCCUCUUUGAAAAUGAUUUCUUUGUUGUUGGUUGUGGAUUGACAAUAGUGUUGGUCAGAAGUUCUGUGAUGAAAAAAAAAAAUAAAAAAAGGACUUGUAAUAUGUAUGCUUAGAACCCAGUAUAUGUAUAAUUUGACUAAGCAGUGAAAUAUUGAAAAAAAAAAAAAAGCAAGUGACCCAAAGUGUUGAAAGUCAACUGUUGCAUCGAUGUUACACGUCCGUAUAUUACUUGUUUCCUAUACUCAAACAUAAAAAAAGAAAGAAUAUGUGGACAGACUGGUUGUGAUUCCCAGCGAACCCAUGAGUUGUAAGUGGGCGAGGAUCAUCUCUGAACAUUCGAGCACAAAUUAUCACCCUUUCAGAUCUGCAGCAGUAAUGCUCUGAUGUACUUUAUGAAUGGCAGUGAUGCAAUGAUGCUCAUGUAAAGGAAUUAAGUUUUCUUCUUCCUCUUCUUCUCCUUACAGAAAAUACUAUUUCCUUUUCAUAUGCAGUGAGGAUGAGAUGUGUGAGAUCACUCUCCUCUGGUACAUACUGUUAUUAUUUCCUGCAUAGUAACUGUGAGUCACAUUUAACAUGUUGAAUGUGCAAUACACUAGUGUCCUGGCAUCUGCACAUUUAGUUAUGGCUUCAUGAUAAAAAGAGAAAAAGUUCCACAAACAGGGGAGCCUGACCUGUUAUGAGAACUGUGUGCCAUCAUGAUAAAAACAGUCUUGCAAAUCAAUAUUUUGCCCAAACCUCUGUUGUAAUAAUAAUUGCAUAUAUACUCACUUCUAUGGUAUUACUCUUCUACACAUAGUAAAAUUAAUAUAUUGCACCCAAGCACAUACUAGACACACACACAUGUAAAAACACAC
This is a messenger RNA of Penaeus indicus, 2445 nucleotides long. RefSeq names its product protein prune homolog 2-like. Lineage: Eukaryota; Metazoa; Arthropoda; Malacostraca; Decapoda; Penaeidae. Bases 1 to 1422 code for a protein of 473 amino acids. The transcript has 12 exons. Gene Ontology annotation, cellular component: cytoplasm. The record is from RefSeq and is a predicted model, not a curated record.